Messenger RNA from Chelonoidis abingdonii (Abingdon island giant tortoise), 5143 nucleotides. It is a transcript of the gene WDR35, whose product is annotated as WD repeat domain 35. NCBI's taxonomy places the organism in Eukaryota, Metazoa, Chordata, Testudines, Testudinidae. The record is from RefSeq and is a predicted model, not a curated record. Gene Ontology annotation, biological process: protein localization to cilium; intraciliary retrograde transport; non-motile cilium assembly. Gene Ontology annotation, cellular component: intraciliary transport particle A; non-motile cilium. Gene Ontology annotation, molecular function: protein binding.
UUACUUCCGGGGCGCGCUCCGGCGGCGGUUACCAGGGAAGCUGGGUUGCUAGGGAAGCAACGGUAACACGCUCCUCUUCCAAUCACUCCUGGGCCGAGCCCCUCCCACCGCCCCCAUUUUCCCGCCCCUAGUCUUCGCAGGAUGUUCAUCUACCUGAGCAAGAAGAUUGCAAUUCCUGGUAAUGUUCGGCUAAGAUGUAUAUCUUGGAACAAGGACCAAGGUUUCAUAGCAUGUGGUGGAGAAGAUGGAUUGUUGAAAGUUUUAAAAUUAGAAACACAGACAGAUGAAGCUAAAUUAAAGGGACUUGCAGCUCCUAGCAAUCUGUCAAUGAAUCAGACCCUUGAAGGUCACAGUGGUUCUGUGCAAGUCGUGACCUGGAAUGAACAGUAUCAAAAGCUAACAACCAGUGAUCAAAAUGGGCUCAUCAUUGUGUGGAUGUUGUAUAAAGGUGCUUGGUAUGAGGAGAUGAUCAACAACAGAAAUAAAUCUGUUGUUCGAAGUAUGAGCUGGAAUGCUGAUGGACAGAAGAUUUGUAUUGUGUACGAAGAUGGGGCUGUGAUUGUUGGUUCAGUGGAUGGUAAUCGUAUUUGGGGGAAAGAUUUGAAAGGUUCACAACUGUGCCAUGUAGCAUGGUCCUCAGAUAGCAAAAUUCUACUCUUUGGAAUGGCAAACGGAGAAAUUCAUAUUUAUGACAACCAAGGGAAUUUUAUUAUGAAAAUGAAACUGAAUUGUUUGGUGAAUGUAACUGGAGCAUUCAGUAUUGCUGGAAUACAUUGGUACCCUGGUACAGAGGGCUAUACUGAGCAAGAUUGCCCUUGCCUUGCUAUCUGUUUUGACAAUGGAAGAUGCCAGAUAAUGAGACAUGAGAAUGACCAAAACCCUGUUUUGAUUGACACUGGUAUGAAUGUAGUGAGUAUCCAGUGGAACCACUGUGGAAGUGUGUUGGCUGUGGCAGGCUUUCAAAAAGCAACUACUCAGGAUAAAGAUGUAAAUCUUGUGCAGUUCUACACUCCAUUUGGUGAGCAUUUGCGUACACUGAAAGUUCCUGGCAAGCAGAUGUCAGCAUUGUCCUGGGAGGGUGGUGGACUGAAGAUUGGGUUAGCUGUUGAUUCUUUUAUAUAUUUUGCAAACAUUCGGCCAGAUUACAAGUGGGGUUACUGCUCCAACACAGUGGUUUAUGCAUAUACCCGACCAGAUCGUCCUGAAUACUGUGUGGUUUUUUGGGAUACAAAAAACAAUGAAAAGUAUGUGAAAUAUGUUAAGAGUCUGAUUUCCAUAACCACUUGUGGAGACUUCUGCAUUUUGGCAACUAAAGCUGAUGAAAACCAACCUCAGGAGGAGCAUGAGACGGAGUCAAUUGGUGCAACGUACGUGCUGGUUCUCUGCAAUUCUAUUGGUACGCCCCUCGAUCCAAAAUAUAUUGACAUUGGACCAUUAUUUGUUACAAUGACCAAAACCCAUGUGAUAGCAGCUUCAAAAGAAGCGUUUUAUAUCUGGCAAUACCGUGUUGCCAAGAAACUUACAGCAAUGGAAAUUAAUCAGGUAGCACGGACUAGAAAAGAAGGCAGAGAGAGGAUUUAUCACAUUGACGAUAUCCCUUCUGGAGCUGCAGAUGGAGUGCUUGAUUACAGCAAGGCCAUUCAGGGAACAAGGAAUCCAAUCUGUGCAAUAACUGCAUCUGAUAAGACACUAAUUGUGGGGCGUGAAUCUGGCACCAUUCAGAGAUACAGUCUCCCUAAUGUUGGCUUACUUCAGAAGUAUGUCCUGAACUGUCGGGCCUAUCAAAUGUCUUUGAAUUGCAACUCCAGUCGUCUUGCUAUCAUAGACCUUUCUGGAGUUCUAACUUUCUUUGACUUGGAUACGCGGGUAACAGACAGUACAGGACAUCAAAUCGUUGGCGAGCAGCUAAAGUUGGAGCGCAAAGAUGUCUGGGAUAUGAAAUGGGCCAAAGAUAAUCCAGACUUGUUUGCUAUGAUGGAGAAAACAAGAAUGUAUGUUUUCAGAAACUUGGAUCCUGAGGAACCCAUUCAGACUUCUGGAUAUAUUUGCAACUUUGAAGAUUUAGAAAUUAAAUCUGUUCUUUUGGAUGAAAUUUUGAAAAAUCCUGAACAUCCUAACAAAGAAUACAUCAUUAACUUUGAGAUCCGAUCGCUACGAGACAGUCGAGCAUUGAUUGAGGAGGUUGGGAUUGAAGAGUCUUCCCAAUUCAUAGAAGAUAAUCCACAUCCUAGACUUUGGCGUCUCCUGGCUGAAGCCGCUCUUCAGAAGCUAGACCUACAAACUGCUGAACAAGCAUUUGUGCGCUGCAAAGACUAUCAAGGCAUUAAAUUUGUGAAGUGCCUAGGCAAUCUGCAGAGCGAGUCAAUGAAGCAAGCUGAAGUGGCAGCUUACUUUGGCCGGUUUGAGGAAGCUGAAAGAAUGUAUUUGGAUAUGGACAGAAGAGAUCUUGCUAUUGGUCUACGGAUAAAACUGGGAGACUGGUUUCGAGUAUUGCAGCUAUUGAAAACAGGCUCAGGCGAUGCAGAUGACACUCUUCUUGAACAAGCACAUAAUGCUAUUGGAGACUAUUUUGCAGACAGACAAAAAUGGAUAAAUGCUGUACAAUAUUAUAUACAAGGAAGAAACCAGGAACGUUUAGCUGAAUGUUACUACAUGCUAGAAGACUAUCAAGGACUAGAGAAUCUGGCUAAUUCACUUCCAGAAAAUAACAAGUUACUUCCUGACAUAGCUCAUAUGUUUGUCAGAGUGGGGAUGUGUGAACAAGCUGUGACUGCCUUUCUGAAAUGUAAUCGACCAAAGGAUGCAGUAGAUACCUGUGUACAUCUCAACCAGUGGAAUAAAGCUGUUGAGUUGGCUAAAAAUCACAAUAUGAAAGAGAUUGGAUCCUUGCUAGCUAGAUAUGCGUCUCAUUUACUGGAAAAGAAUAAAAUCCUUGAUGCCAUAGAACUCUAUCGUAAAGCCAACUAUUUUUUUGAUGCUGCUAAACUCAUGUUCAAGAUUGCAGAUGAAGAAGCAAAGAAAAGGACUAAACCUUUACGAGUCAAAAAGCUUUAUGUAUUGUCAGCUUUACUUGUAGAACAGUACCAUGAACAAGUGAAAAAUGCACAGAGGGGAAAAGUUAAAGGAAAGAGUUCAGAGGCUACUUCAGCUUUAGCUGGUUUGCUAGAGGAAGAUGUUCUUUCUUCAGCUAAUCGCCUCACAGAUAAUGCCUGGCGAGGAGCUGAGGCUUAUCAUUUUUUUAUACUUGCACAAAGACAGCUCUAUGAAGGUUAUGUAGACACAGCAAUGAAAACAGCCCUUCACCUGCGAGAUUAUGAAGAUAUUAUCCCUGCAGUUGAGAUCUAUUGCCUUUUGGCUCUCUGUGCGUGUGCCAAUAGAGCAUUUGGUACUUGUUCAAAAGCCUUUGUUAAACUGGAAUCCUUAGAAACCCUUAGCUCUGAACAGAGACAGCAAUAUGAAGAUCUUGCAUUGGAGAUAUUCACUAAACACUGUCCUAAACAUACCAAAAAAUCUGAUCUGGAUGGUCUUCUGGAGGGUGGAGAAGGGAAACUUCCAAUCUGUGUUGCAACAGGAAGAUCUAUCACAGAAUAUCAGUUCUGGAUGUGCAAUGUGUGCAAGCACUGUGUGCAGGCCCAAGAAAUAAGCAAUUACAACUUCUGUCCUUUGUGCCAUAGUUCCGUGACCUAGUAAAAGAAAAAGAAUUGUCAGUGUGUCCUUGUGUAUCUACCAUUACAAACAUAAAAGACUUCAAGAUUUCAAAGUGGGUUAUGAAAUGUAAUACAGGCACUACACUGUUACAAGAUGCUACUAAGAUUAUUAGAGGAAAAUCUUUUUUAGAAAGAAACUAGAAUGACAGGAGUCUCGAAGAAGAUGUAAUUGUGAACCCUCUUUUAUAAAAAUGGGUUAACAGGGUUUUUUUCUAAGUGUAAACAGGGCCUAAGAUUAAAAACCAACAAAAAUGAAUGCAUGUUUAUCUCUCUCUGUGUUUCCUUUGAGACACUCUAGGGGCUUGUCUACUCAGGGAAGUUAGUUGGCAGUAAGCUAGGGUAUAAAUUUAAAAUACAGUAGCUACUCUGCACUAACUCCCCAUGUGGAUAUUGUUAUUGAGCACUGAGAGUGCCCAUGGUGUUACUGGAAGAUUUUGAUUCAAUUAUAUUAAGCCAACAGUGUUGCUCAGAAUCACUACUUUUAAUUUGAAACCCUUUAUUUCCAAUGUAUCUAUUCCGGUACUACCGGUUGGGCUGCGCUCUAAGGGAUUUUCCAGGGAAAGCCACAGUUAGCCAAUUUUCCCUUGAAGGACACAGAUACAGCCCUCCAAUUAAGAACAGGCAACAAGCAAUAAAUUAUUUGAAAACAAAAAUAAUAUUUAUUUAGAAGUGAUUAGUUACAGUAAAAGUACAGAUAGAGGUAAUACAAUUAUAAUAUAAACCUGAAGCAGCGUAGCAAAUAAAGACAGCACUACAAUUACAGUUUCAAUUGACUGUCACAUAUAAUGUAACAAUAUAAUCACACACUUAAUACUCUAUAUCAUAUAACAAACAUAUACCAGUAUCAAUUAACAUUAAAUACUUAAAAACUAAACAUGCAACCAGUGCUGAUCAUUAGGUGAGUAGGGAGAUCUCACUCAGACCACAGGCAUCCAGCUUAAUUUACACUUUAAACCCACAUGCUCUAGGAUGCUCAAAUAAAAGACAAUAAAACGUACAAAAGCCUUCUUAAAAAUCCCUGUGAAUCCUCUUAGAAAAGUCCUUCUGCUCUGUCUGAGGCUAGGGUAUGGUGCCUAGGGAGCGUGGUCUGGUAGCAGGCUGUGAGCUGCUGCCUCCUCCUCCUGAGGUAAAGAGUCUCCUCAGGCAGGAGAGACAGAAGCCUGUUGGUCACGGCUGCUGUGGAGAUCUCCUGCUGGCUGGUGGCAGAAAUGGCCAUUGCCAGGGGCAAACCUGGAAUCCUGAGUGGGCUGCUGCUGUUGGUGCUUUAACUUUCUGCCUUUCAAGCAGCCUCUUUCUUGCCCGGUUUUUCUGAUGCUGCAGCCACUGUCCUGUAAGCGCUUUUCUUCCUUGGAGGUGUUUGGCAGAGCUCCGCUCUCUUGUUGGUCCUGGUCCCCUACAGAGUUGUAAUCGGCUGGCUGCUGCCUUUAUAUAUGUUU